UCUGGGCAAACUAAUAGCCCCUUAAUUGUUACGGAAAUUGUUUCCUAUAAAAUGGCCAAAAUCAGGCAUAACAAGAAACAUUUAAGAUGGCUGAUAUAGCGCUUUUGCUAGAUUUGGCAGAUAGAGCGCUGCGCAAAAGGCGUAUUUUCAGAGACCGCGCAGACUUACUUGCCGAGAAUGAUGACUGGUUAAUUAGUCGUUUCAGGCUACCCAGACCGGUUCUUUUGCAUUUAUGCAAUAUAUUGGAGGACAAUCUUAGAAGGCAAACUAGACGGUCCCACAGCAUUCCAGCACACUUGCAGGUGUUGUCUGUGCUUGGUUUUUUGGCAACAGGAACAUUCCAGCGGGAGAUUGCAGACAGGUCAGGGAUAUCUCAGUCAUCCAUGAGUCGCAUCAUCCCAGAUGUUCUUGAUUGCAUAGUAGGGCUAAUGCCCCAAUAUAUAAAAUUCCCCUAUAACCUUGUCCAUCAGUUGGAGGUGAAGCAAAGAUUCUUUGCUAUUGCAAACCUGCCAAACGUGAUAGGAGCAAUUGAUUGCACACACAUUCGCAUUAAGGUGCCAUCACAUGAUGCAUUUCCAUUUCUAAAUAGGAAAAACUAUCAUUCCAUCAAUGCGCAACUAAUUUGUGAUGCUAAAUGUGCGCUACUUAAUGUAGUGGCCCGCUGGCCGGGUGGUACGCAUGAUAGUUUAAUUCUUCGGAGCAGCUCAGUUGCUAGACGUUUGGACAGUGGUGCAUUAACAGACGGAUGGCUAAUUGGUGACAAUGGUUAUCCCCUGACACCAUGGCUUAUGACCCCGUUGAUAAAUCCCCAAAGCCGUCAGGAGAUGGCAUACAAUGAAGCACACGCAAAAUCUCGACCCAGAGGAUAUAAUUAG
Messenger RNA from Carassius auratus (goldfish), 875 nucleotides. RefSeq names its product putative nuclease HARBI1. The transcript has 3 exons. Bases 87 to 875 code for a protein of 262 amino acids. The record is from RefSeq and is a predicted model, not a curated record. Lineage: Eukaryota; Metazoa; Chordata; Actinopteri; Cypriniformes; Cyprinidae.